GAAAAUAAGACAUAUAAAUGCGUCUGCGUCAAGAAUAUUCAAAGUGACAAAAGUCAUAGUUAACCGCUUUUUCCAGGAAGACAUUCGCGAAAGUGCACGUGUAUCAGUUUCAUUUUUUUAUUAAAUGUUUUAAUUAUUUUUUAUUUUAUUUUGAAAUCAGUACAGUCGAAAAAUGUCUAGAAGAAGUCAAGUAGAUCUAACUGUUGACGAAAAAGCAGAUUCCCCUUUUCCUGUGAGAAGAUCUAGUCGUAUCUCAUCGGGCCAGAAUGUGAUCAGUUCUCCAGCACCCAAAGCUAUUAAGUCUAGAAGAAGCUCAGCCAGUAGUAUAACUGAGAAAAAUAGUGUGGAAGAUAAUGCCUCCCCCAAAGAAAAAAGGAAAACAAGAAGGACCUCCACUGAAGAAGAUCCUAAGCCUUCGACAACUAGAAGUAGAAGAAGUUCCAUUUCUAGGGUUAUUGAAGAAGAAAAACCUACUCCAAAUUCCCCAAGCCGUAGAAGUACAAGACAGUCUUCCUCGUCGCCUUCCUUAGACGUUCCAGCUAGAAGAACAAGAAGAUCAUCACAAGACACAGAAACGGUUGAUGUUCCGGCCAGACGAACUACCAGAAGAUCUUCAACUGGUAUUCAAGAAAGCACCAUUGAAGAAAUAAUAGAACAAGCAAAACCUAUCACUAGAAGACGCAGGUCAACUUCAAUCGAUGAACAAGAAGAAACUUCAAAAACUGAUAUCAGGCCUAAAACAAAAAGAUUAUUCAAUGAGGACAAUCAUUUAGAACCAAUUAAGGAACAAGAUCAAGAAGUUAAGGAAAAAGAAGUUUCUGAAAAAAGCUCACAUAAAUUGGAAGUAUUGCAUGAAAUUUCAGAUGAAGAAACAGAAAAAAUAAUUGGAGAUUUAAAGGAUGCAUUAGAGGAAUCCAGUCCUGAGAAAAUUUCUCCUGAAAAAUCUAUAACUGAAGUGAAGGUCGCCAUAGAAAAAGAUACAUCAGAUGAAACUGCUGAAAAGGAUGAAACAGUGAAGGAAAAAUCUUCUGUACUUCAAAACUCAAAUGAAAUGGAGAAAUCUAUAGAGAAGAAAAGUAACUUAGACAUAGAAACUCUUGAAAGAGCUGGGAAAAAUGAAGAAAAGACAUUUGCCUCUCCUGGAAGCGAUAAGGAAAAUACAUCAGUAAACAUUCCUAAAAAGAGAUUAUCUACAAAUGUAAUCGAAGAAAACUCAAGUGGAAUUAUGUCAGAAUCAAAUGUCUUCAGUGUUAAAACAACCUCAAGAAACAGUUUCUAUGAACCUAUGGAAGUAGAUGAGGAUGAGGAUGAUGUAUUUGCAGCACAAAGUCAAGCUGGUGAAAGUUCAGUUGAAAAAUCUACAGAAGAUAAAGCAACUGAUGAAAAAGAUAUAUUAUCUUCCAAGACCCCAACACAAAAAAUAUUAAUUAUUAAUGGAAAAUCAUAUGAAGAUGAGGAAAUCGGAACAGAAGUCAUUGUUCCUGCUAAGAGAGCAAGUAUUAACAAGAAAUCUGAAGAAACAGAUGACAAAAUUGAAGUAGUGACACCUUCCAAAAAUCUUACUCCAAAACGAACAAGUAUGAAUGCUAAAGAAGAUAAUGAAAUCAAAGAUAAAGUUGAAUCUCCUGGAAUCUUAGCGCCGAAAAGCUCUAAUAUGAGUGAAGAUGAAAGUGAAGAAAUUUCAGCUACUCUUAAAAUUCAAACCCCAAAAAAAGGAAAUUUGAAGACUAAUGAAGAAGAUAAAGAAAGAAAAAAUGAAACUACACCACCAUCUCAAAUCUUUAGUCCUAAGAGAAUUAGUAUUGGUGAAAAAUCAAAGGAAGAAAGUAAGGAGACUGAAGAUGAAAUAGCAGCUACUUCCAAACCUCAAACUCCCAAAAGAAUUAGCAUGAGUGGAAAACCAAGUGAAGAUGAGCAAGAUGCGACUCUUUCAAAAAUCGCCACUCCCAAAAGAAUUAGCAUGAGUGGAAAACCAAGUGAAGAAGAGGAAGAUGUGACUCUUUCAAAAAUCGCCACUCCCAAAAGAAUUAGCAUGAGUGGAAAACCAAGUGAAGAAGAGGAAGAUGCGACUCUUUCAAAAAUCGCCACUCCCAAAAGAAUUAGCAUGAGUGGAAAACCAAGUGAAGAAGAGGAAGAUGUGACUCUUUCAAAAAUCGCCACUCCCAAAAGAAUUAGCAUGAGUGGAAAAACAAGUGAAGAAAAAGAAGAAAUUGAAACGGAAGAUGCCACCCUUUCUAAAAUCGCAACUACCAAAAGAAUUAGCAUGGGUGAAAAACCAAUUGAAGAAAAAGAAGAAAAUGAAACAGAAGAUGCUACCCUUUCUAAAAUCGCAACUCCCAAAAGAACGAGUAUAAAUUUAAAACCAAGUGAAGAAGAUGAAGUUAUGGCACUUUCUAAAAGUAAAAGUCCCAAAAGAACCAGUUUGAAUAAAAAACAUAGUGAAGAAGAUGAGGAAAUGGAAGAUUCUGACCCCAAAAAUUUGAGUGUGAAUGGAAAUUGUAAUGAACAAAAUGAAAAAGAAAUUGUAAACCUGAAUGAUUCAAUUUCUAAUAAAGAUGCUAGUAUGAACAGUACCAUAAAAGAUGAUUACACAAUGGAAGGAUCAUUUUCAAAGUUAAAUUCCUCAGAUUCAGAUUAUCCAGUAUUAGAAAAAGCAAUUAGUCCUACACCAGAACAUUCUGCGUCCUUGAGAGAAAAUAAAACUUUAUCAUCAGAUGAUCUUAAUGAAACAAAAAAUGAUGAUGACGCUGCUAGUGAUACAUCAAUUAAACUAGUCGAUACUGAUGAUGAAGAUGAAGUAGCCACUAAACCAGAUUCUGCGAAAGAUUUGGUAGAAAUUGAAAAAAUCAAUGUCUCAGUAUUGGAUGAAAGUUUUAAUAGUGAGGAACCUUCUGUUAUUGAAGACACUAGUUGUAAAAUAGUUAUCGAGGAUUCUGGAGAUGAAGUAAUAUGUACUAGCAAAAAUUAUUAUUCUGAGGAAAAAAUAGAAACUAUGGUAGUGGAACUAAAUGAUGAAAAGGAAGAAGAAAUAAAAAAAUCAAAAGAUAAUUAUGAAAAAAGACAAUCAUUAACAAAAAGAAAAUCAGUACUUGAAGAAGAAUAUGAUUCUACUACAAAUAUUCCAUCUAUUGAUGAUGACAAUCAAAUAACUAGUACAACAAAUGCAGAAUCCAAUAUGACAUCUUCAAAGCUGGAGGGAAGCAAAGACUCUGAAUGUCAGAUUUCUCCAAAUAAAAGGCAAAGUAUGGAUAUGUGUGCAGAAACUCUUGAUGAUGAGGAUAAAAGUGUUUCAGAAAAAUCUGUAGAAAAUAGAGAAAUAAGAAGUAAUCAAACAAUGGAUAAAAUUGAAUUUAUUUUGGAUACAGAAUCGUCUUCUGAUGAUAUACUGGAUACAAAUGAUUCUUGUUCUCCACUUUCUUCUGUAAAACAUGAGAAAGAAGCAGGUGACUUAGAAAGUGCCACAAUUGCUCUGAAUGAUACCAAUGAAUCGACAAACUCAAUAAAAGUCGAAAAUAGAAAAGUUAAUGAAAAGUCAGACACUGAAUUUGAAGAUAUGGAGAUGAGCUAUUCGAAAAAUAUACCAAACACUAAUCGCAACUCUUUAGAUAGAAAAAAAAAUAUAUCUCAUGGUUCAGACAGAAUUGAAAAACAAGAAACAAACCAAACAAUUGUAUUUCAGAGUGUCGAAGUUGUUCAAAAAAAUUAUAGGCAAGAACUUGAAGAUGUUAGUACAUCAGAGGAUCAAAAACAUACACCUAAAGUUGAGAAAUCGAAAUCAAGAAAAAGAAAAAAUCGACAUUCCAUGCCCAGUAGUCUGGAUAAUAAUGAUCAGGAAUCUGAUAAUGAGCAAGUGGAAGAAGUUAUAAAUGCCAGGUUGUCUUUACCAAGUCGUCAACGUUAUCAUAUAAAUAUUUCGAUCAAGGAUAAAACUAAUGAGAGAAAAAAAAGCAUUCAUGAAGAAGAAAAUCUAAUAAACUCAAGAAUGUCAAAUACACGCUCAUCUCUAUCAAAAUCUAUUAGUGAAACAGAAAGUGCAUCUGAAGGAAAAUCAAACUUAAUACCUGAUAAUGAAAACGAUGCAAUAGACAAUGAUAAAUUGCAUCCUUUCAGCGAAUCUGAAGAAGUAGAGGAAAAAACAAUUGCAACUGAGUCGAAUAAACAGAAAACAAAAAGUGUAUCUCCCACAAAAGAAUCUGAAGAAAAAGGAAAAAGAUUGAGGUUAUCUACAGAACUUGCAUCUAAUGUUCAAGAACAAAAGGCAUCUGAAAAGAAGAAACUAAAGUUCAAGAAAGACCAGUUGGAAAUAAUGGCCAGAAGCGGCAUAGAGGUGGAAGAUGAUGACCUUUUUGACGAUUUGGCCGAAGCGAAAGAUGCACUAAGCGAUGAAGAAAGUGAUGAAAAUGAAAUCAUAGUUAAAGGAGAAUCAGUUAUGAGUUCUUGUUCAGACAGAUGUAGUUCUACAGAUGAUUAUGACUUAAAUGACUCGUUCAUAAAUGAUGAGGAACAGGAACAAGAACUGUUGAGUGGCGAGGAAGAUUUCCUUGAAGUCAAUAAAAAAGGAGCAAAGAAAUACAAAAGGAUUAUAAAAACAUCAACCAGUGAUUCAGAUCAAGAAGUUGACAUAGAAGAGUUUUCCAAUCCUUCCCAAAUCCCUGAAAUUAAAGUUGUGUUGGUCGAAGAAGAAAAGAAUGAAGAAUCCAUUCAAAAUCUUGACAAAGAUAAAGCGUUUGAAGAAAAACUAGAUUCUAUUCUUAAAACUAACCCUGUGGAUAUUAGCACUCCAAACCAAACUAUAAAUGAGGCAAUGAAUACUUCUGUUAUCUCUGAAUCUUCAGUAAUUUUACAAGAAACUUGCAGUAUUGGUGCUGCAAAAAAUAAAGUAAUUGUCAAUAGAAUUAAUAGUAUGGUAGAUGUCUUUUGCAAAAGUAUAAAUGAACCAGAAGGUAAUAUUUCUUUGAAUGUAUCAUUAAACUAUAUACCACCUCCUACAGUGACAUCUGUUGAAACUAUAAAUUCUUUGAAUAUACCUCGAGAGGAAUCUUCAAAUAAUGGACAAGCGAAUACAGUAGUUUCACCAAAAAAACCUGAGGAUAAAAAAUACUGUGAAAAAAUUAGUGAAAAUACAGAGAUAUCCAGUAUAUUCAAGAAGGAAAUUUCAAAAAAAACUAAGAAAUCCAAGAAAAAGUCUAAAAAAGAGCUUGAUGCUCCAACAAAAGAAAUCGCAGCUGCAGUCAGUGAACAGAAAAAGAAAAAACAUAAGCGUACUGCAGAUUGUGUAACAUCUGUUACAAAUGAAAUAACACCUGUAUCCAGUGAACAGAAAAAGAAAUCACACAAGCGUCUCAAAGAAUGUAUAUCAUCUGUUUCAAACGAUAUAACAGCUGUAGACAGUGAACUGAAAAAGAAAACACUCAAGCGUCCUGCAGAUUGUGUUACAAAGGACAGUGAUGUAAAAUCUCAUAUCAAGAAGAAUAAAAAAUUAAAGGUUUCUGAAGAAUCAACUCAAAAGGCAUCGCUUGACAAAGGUAAAGUGAAGAAAGUUGCAUUUGAGACAAUUGUUCCUGAUUCAAAAGACAAAUCAAAAAAAUCCAAGAAUGUUGCAGAACCAAUCAUUGCAAAGAAAAAAGACAAAUAUGAUGAAUCUGUCGAAGCUAAAAAAUCAAGUUCUUCAGACAUUAAAAAGAAAGUGAAAACUGUUAAAUUAGUUCAAGAAGAUACUCAACAGAAGAAAAAAGAAAAACGAAAACACCCAGAAACGAUUGAACAAGAUACUGUCACUAAAAAAUUACGUAUAUCAAAAACUGAAGAUAAAAAACAAUAUCAUACUAAGAACCAACAUGUGAAAGAAAUAAGACCAACAAUACCUUCAAGCCGUUCAGUUGGGCAGACUGAAUGGGAUGAAGAACUUGUUUUAAUUCAACCAUCAGCCGCUACAUCUUCUAAAAGUGGUUUUAAUUUGGAGAAACUAAUAGAUAGGGAUUUUAAGAAUAGAAUGAUAUAUGAUACCUCAAGAAAUAAGAGAGAGCCAGUUUCCAAGUCUAGGAAACAUCACUAAUGAAAAAUUUUAUGAAGGAUACAAGAAUCUACGAGAUCUUUAUUUUUUCAAAAAUUUUGUUUAUAUGUUAACUUUAUAUUUUAUUGUUUUUAUCUCUUAUCAAGUCUGAUAACUUUGUAAGUAAGAAUCAUGUUAUGUAAUUGAUUAAAUAUUUUUUUCAAGGAAA
Harmonia axyridis is the source of this 6221-nucleotide messenger RNA. Its product is annotated as dentin sialophosphoprotein-like. Bases 173 to 6055 code for a protein of 1960 amino acids. The transcript has 3 exons. NCBI's taxonomy places the organism in Eukaryota, Metazoa, Arthropoda, Insecta, Coleoptera, Coccinellidae. The record is from RefSeq and is a predicted model, not a curated record.